Penicillium maclennaniae is the source of this 1746-nucleotide messenger RNA. RefSeq lists its product as uncharacterized. The record is from RefSeq and is a predicted model, not a curated record. The transcript has 2 exons. The coding region runs from base 1 to 1746 and encodes 581 amino acids. NCBI's taxonomy places the organism in Eukaryota, Fungi, Ascomycota, Eurotiomycetes, Eurotiales, Aspergillaceae.
AUGACCUCCAAUCAAGCCGAUGAUGAACUGUUCACGAGGGCUAUCUCCGGGUAUCGCGACGCAUUUUUGGUCAGGCACUCCCACCUCCCGGAAUUCGAACGAAAUCGACUUUGGAGGCAACGGAUCAGCGCCUUCAUCGACCAUCCCGAGAAACCUGGCAAACGCUCUCGACAGGAUGCUACCCCGCGGACGCUUCCUUCUGGUUCUGGUCUACCGCAGGCGAAACGGCGAGCCACCACCCCGGACUUGCCCAUGAGCGUUGAGCUCCGGCGCACCCUUUCGCAGUCCUCCCCGCAGAUGCCACGAAAGGUAUCUCCCGGAUCCUAUCGACACACGGCCAUGGUCCGCUCCCAGAGCCAGCACAUCCCGGUCUCUUACUGGCAUCCGUCAGCUGGGGCUGGAAUGAACGGCAAGCGACAAUCUUUCGGACAGACUCGGACUCCGCAACCGCUUGACCAUGUCGAUGAGUAUUCGCCUUCUGACUAUGCGAAACACCUGGAUGAACCCGAUAACCAGGCCUAUUCUUCGGCGCUUACACUUGGGCUUGCGACACAUGGAUCAAAUGGACCGACAUCGUAUCCCCAUCUUGGACAUCCAUCUCCUCCGUUGACCGACUCGUCCCCGGCCACAGCUGUGGGGAUGACCCGCAGCGCUACAGCGGACACCAUCAUCGAUGGCUUCGACACCUUCCAGUUCGACUCAAAUGAACGUGCGGAUCUGGAAGCCCAUUUCUCCAUCCCCCCAGAGUGGGUGCCCACAUCCACUUCUGGUCUUUCGUAUCAUGAACCCUUCCUUCCUGCCAUGUACCCUGACUUAGAUUCCGCCGCGUUCCCAUUCUAUGCGCCAUCCUUUUCCACCUCUGCACCCCCGACCACCUCCUUCCGGCGGCCCCUCCCGUCGGGUCUCCCUAUGAUAGAGUCCGUGGAGAUGAAACCAUCGAUAUCCAAUGAGAGCCACAAUUCGAUCGAGGCGACCCCAUCUCGCGCAGUACGACGUGCGCAAGAGCAGAUUAUACAGGCAACUCGUCCCAUCGCACCCAAGCAGGAGUCGCAGGAAAGCAUCGUUGUGAAGAGCGAUCGAUCCGAUCCGCAUAGAAUGGUCCGCAUCUCGUCUACAGACGGCACGACGAGAGAGGUGGCAGAAAUUCCCAAAGCCCCAAUCCAACGACCAGCACGAGCGAAGACCUACUGUCAUCUCUGCAACGACCAACCCGAGGGAUUCCAUGGUGAACACGAAUUGCGACGACACAUCGAUCGUGUGCAUGCCACAGUACGCAAAGUGUGGGUGUGCGUGGACAUCUCACCCGAUAAGACAUUCCUGGCAAAUUGCAAAGCCUGUCGCAACGGCAAGAAGUACGGCGCCAACUACAACGCCGCAGCGCACCUGCGACGCACGCAUUUCAACCCCUGUCAGCGUGGCCGAGGCGGGCGCGGGAAAGACAGUGAAAAACGCGGCGGUAAGGGUGGAGGCAACCAUCCGCCGAUGGAAGUGCUCAAGCACUGGAUGAUGGAGACGCAAGAGAUAGCCGAUGAGAAGGUGGUGAGCAGCUUCAGUCCGGCGACGCCCGGCGAUAGACAAAAGACCAUGUCUGGCGAGAACAAAGCGCAGAAAGACCCGGGCAUGGAUCCAGCCCUCAUGCAUGGGUAUGAUUCCUUCCCCGUGGCAUCGUUUGAUUUGGAUGCCACGCGGGACACGCCGUACUAUCUCGACGGGCAGUCGCUCCCGGAAUUGGAGUAUGUCAUGUGA